AACUUUGUAAGCUAUCGCAAGGUUGUUUGGCCUGGAAUAGUACCGAAGGGGUUUCGGGUGACUACGGCGCCGCUUUCUACCUAAAUCUAGAAUGUAAACAAGUGAAAAUGCUGCAUUUGCCUAUUUCAGUAAAGAAAUGCAACGUAGAGACGCCGUUAGACGGUGACACAGAUUCUCAGCCAUACCAGCGAAGUGGACAUUGUUGUGCAACUGAUGGGAUUAAUUUGUAUGUAUUUGGAGGUUACCAUCCUGAAUAUGUAAUUACUGAUGAGAGGAAUUUACGCAGAAUUGCACAGCAUAAUAUAUUCAGAGACUUAUGGUGCUAUAACUUUGCUACAAAAACGUGGCAUGAAGUGAAGACAACAGGCAGUUCCCCAUCCGAGACAGCAUCCAUGUCAAUGAUCCUAAGUGGAAGCACCUUGAUAUGUUUUGGUGGAACUCUCUAUCCCUGGGGAUCAAAGAGCAACAAUAAGAUCUACACCCUUAACCUCGCCGAACGCAAAUGGAAAGUACUUCAAUGCUCCGGUACUAUCCCAGCUAAAUAUGGGCAGGCCAUGUCUCUUCACGAUGGAGCUUUAUAUGUGUAUGGUGGAUGCAGGCGGAUCAGUGAGGAGGAACAUCUGUUUGAUUCCGAGCUUCAUCAUCUAGACAUGAAGACUCAUGAAUGGUCUCUCAUUCUGGACAAAGAUGAUAAGGAGAAUGUGACGUUAACCCAUUUAAGAGGCAUGUACAGACAUGGAUUGGCAUACUAUCGGGACAAAAUCUAUGUGAUUGGGAGCAGCUGGGAAGAGCUAACCAGCAUUCUCUAUUAUCACAAGGUACAUGUCUUUGAUAUUGCUGAAGGAAGGUGGUCAUGGGAAGCGGCAAUACCCACGGAAGACAACCGUUACCCACAGAGGAGAGUGUAUCAUAGCUGUGCACAGUGGAAUUCAGAAGUCUACAUAUGCGGUGGUCACGAUGCCCGGUACUUUGUCAUGGAUGACAUUUGGUGUCUUCAUCUCCCUGAUCUGAGGUGGACGCAGUUGACCACCUCUCUACCCGUACCGUCCUUUUUCCACUCAGCAGCCAUAACUGAUACUAAAUGCAUGUAUCUCUUUGGUGGUGUCAAAAACUUUGCUGGCCGUGACCACAAUGUUGAUCGUAUCCGUACCAAGAUCAUCCAGAAGAUCUGGCUUGCAAUUCCAACUCUUGCUGAACUCUGCUGGCAGAAUGUUCUGGAACUUUGUCCCAAGAUGGCUAAGCUGUCCAAAGAGGAACUUUUCAGUCUAGGAAUACCCAGAAUCUUCACUGACAGAUUAAAACCGAUAAGGUGACGAUGACUCAAACUUGCAUAUUUUCCUUCUGGAAAAGGUUGAUAAACUAGAAAAUUAUAUGGUAUUUAACUCAUGUUCUCUAAAGAACAUUUGUAUUAUAAAACAGAUGACAUUAUGUUUAUUUUCUCCUCCGCCUCAAAGGGUGCCAGAAGCAUGAUGUUUUCUUUUCAUCUGUCCAUGCCUGCAAACAUAUGAGUACCAUAUUACAGGAAUAUAGAUUUUGAUGAAACUCCAUACUGUGGGAUCAUGAGAUCAAGUCAUUUUACAUCUCAUUAGUCAAUGACAGAUUUCCAUUAAAUAUUACAUCGAUGUACCAAUAUAGAUUUUCUCAUGGCUCGCAUUCUGACGAGGUCAGAGGUUCUUGGACACAGACCAAUUUGACAACUUCUCAACAUGAUAUCUAUUGAACCAAAGGACAGGUUUUCAUGAAACAUCAUAGCUGUAUUAUCAAUUGUGGGUUGACCACAGUUGAUUUUCAUCUCAGUCAUAGAAUCAAAGUUCAAGUUCUGUAUAGACCACAGAAUAUAAAGAUGGGUGUUUGUGCAAUAACAGUUUCAUUGGGCUUAUUGACUUUAUAAAACAUGGAUAUAUAAUGAUCUUGGGCCUUAUAGCACAAAGUUCAAUGAUUGAUUGCACGUAAUGAUAAAUGCAAUCAAACAUGGUAAUUAAAGGUCAAGUCCACCCUAGAAAAAUGUUGAUUUUAACAAAUAGAGAAAAAUCAAACAAACAUAAUGCUGAA
Lytechinus variegatus (green sea urchin) is the source of this 2052-nucleotide messenger RNA. RefSeq names its product kelch domain-containing protein 10-like. Gene Ontology annotation, biological process: positive regulation of stress-activated MAPK cascade. Lineage: Eukaryota; Metazoa; Echinodermata; Echinoidea; Temnopleuroida; Toxopneustidae. Gene Ontology annotation, molecular function: protein binding. The transcript is spliced from 8 exons. Bases 108 to 1313 code for a protein of 401 amino acids. The record is from RefSeq and is a predicted model, not a curated record.